UCUAACACCACUUGCUUUCUCCUUCCUCCCCCUCGUUUCUUUCUCUUUUUUAAGUGAUAUAGCAGAAACAUUCUGAUGAAAGCAUAGCAUCCAAACACUGUUGCAGAUUUAGAGGUGUAUCAAGAUUAAAGAAAAUAAAAAUGGGUUCUACUGCUGACAACCAAAAUCCUUGGUCACCAUAUAGCACCUAUAAAGAUUGUUCACAAGGAAUUUGUAGCGUCUAUUGUCCACAAUGGUGUUACAUCAUUUUCCCUCCUCCGCCUCCUUUGUCACUCGGUGAUGAUGCUUCUAAUACUGAUUUAUCCCCUCUUACUAUAGCAUUUAUCGGCAUCCUGGCAAGUGCUUUCAUCUUGGUAACUUACCACACUCUCGUUUCCAAGUACUGUAGUCGGCGAGGUCAUGGCAAUGAUACCACUGAAUUGAAUGACAAUCAAGAUCAGAUGGGAAAUGAAGCAUCGCAAGGUAUCCCAGGUGGACUAGAUGAGGCAGUUUUAAAGUCUAUCACAAUUUGCAAGUACAAGAAAGGUGAUGGUUUCGUUGAAGGCACAGAUUGCUCAGUCUGUCUUGGUGAAUUUCAAGAAAACGAGAGCUUAAGGCGUUUGCCAAAGUGCAGCCAUGCAUUUCAUCUCCUUUGCAUUGAUACAUGGCUCAAAUCUCAUGCAAGUUGUCCUCUAUGCCGUGCCAAUAUUGCUGAUCCCGCUAAUGUUUUGCCUAGUGCUCAAGCACCACCAGCUGUGCCGGUCCAAGAAAAUCUGCCAAGCUCUAAUGCUUCAACACUUCAAUACCAACAAAGGACCAGUGAUGCUGUUUUAGUGAUUCAAGAUUUAGAAGGGAGUGUUGGGCAAGAGGGUAGUGAUGAUACACCCAGGACUCCAGUUAAUCAAGAUCUUGAAAGUAUUAUGGAAGCAAAUGAUCCGAUCCAACCAAUUAGAAGGUCAGUUUCACUGAGUUUUUCUCUCUGUCAAAACCAGAUUUCCAUUGCUGAUAUAUUACGGAUCAGUGAAGAAGAUGAGGAUGGUGAUGGAGUUGGCAUCUUGAAUUUAGUUACCAGUCCAUUUCUACAGGAAGAUUUAUGUUCACAAGGAAGAUUUACGUUCUAUGAUUUCAAAUUGAUGAGCAUAUAGCUUUUUCCUCGCGUUCAAUUUCAUCUCUUUUUUGUAACUAAUAUAUUAAAGCUCCCAAAUAUAGAGAUCUGGCAUUCAAAA
Messenger RNA from Populus trichocarpa (black cottonwood), 1205 nucleotides. RefSeq names its product RING-H2 finger protein ATL52. Lineage: Eukaryota; Viridiplantae; Streptophyta; Magnoliopsida; Malpighiales; Salicaceae. The record is from RefSeq and is a predicted model, not a curated record. Gene Ontology annotation, molecular function: transferase activity. Gene Ontology annotation, biological process: protein ubiquitination.